Molecule: messenger RNA, 2937 nt
Organism: Chelonia mydas (Green sea turtle)
Lineage: Eukaryota; Metazoa; Chordata; Testudines; Cheloniidae
Gene: NXPH2
Product: neurexophilin 2
Exons: 2
Coding region: 392-1189 (265 amino acids)
Molecular function (GO): signaling receptor binding
Source: RefSeq, a predicted model, not a curated record
CCCCGCGCUCCCAAGCUCCUCCCCGCCCGGCCUCGCGCAGCCCGCGAGCGGGGCGGGCAGCUGGAGAGCCGGCUGGCGUGCGCAGCGGGGAUGCUGCCGCUGCGGCGGCGGCUGCUCGGCCCCCGGGGGGGCGGGGGGAGGUGACGGCCCCCCUGGAUCUCAGGUCCGGUCCUGCAGCGGCACGGCAGGGCUCUGCCGUGGCCAGUUCAGGUCGCCCCGCUGCCUGAGGAGCGGAGCGCUGCGCUGAGGAUGUGUUGGGGGUUUGAUUCUCCCGGUUUGCGUUUUGCUUAAGGUGAUCACAGUGGUAUGUCCCUGUACUCAGUCCUGCCCCCCAAAGUGGAGAUGUGCAAGAUCCAAGUAAGGGAAAUCAUCUCCUAGACUCCAAGCCAGAAUGAUGUACCUGCAGCCCCUGCCUCUUAUUGUGGUACAGAGCUUCCUUCAGCUUAUAUUUUGUGACACUAAACAAAUAGUCCAUGCCACAGAAGUGCUGGAUUGGGAAGACAAAGAUGCUGCAGAGACAUUGGUCAACAACGUUGUCCAUUCCAGGAUCAUCAACCCUUUACGCCUAUUUGUUAAGCCAUCUCCAGUGUUGAAACAUGGCCAGAUGUCAUACUCAGACAGCACAGAAAACUUUUGGGAUUGGUUAGCCAACAUCACUGAGGUUCAAGAAUCUCUUGCACGGACUAAGCGCAGACCAAUAGUAAAAACUGGGAAAUUCAAGAAAAUGUUUGGGUGGGGUGACUUCCAUUCCAACAUCAAAACUGUUAAACUAAACCUCCUCAUCACAGGGAAAAUUGUUGAUCAUGGCAAUGGAACCUUCAGUGUUUAUUUCCGACAUAACUCAACAGGUCUUGGAAAUGUUUCUGUAAGCCUGGUGCCGCCUUCCAAGGUGGUGGAAUUUGAAUCUUCUCCACAGUCAACGCUGGAGACCAAGGAAUCCAAGUCCUUCAACUGCCGAAUUGAGUAUGAAAAAACAGAUCGGGCUAAGAAAACUGCCUUGUGCAAUUUUGACCCUUCAAAGAUCUGCUACCAAGAGCAGACACAAAGCCAUGUUUCUUGGUUGUGUUCUAAACCAUUUAAAGUUAUCUGCAUUUACAUCGCUUUUUACAGUGUAGAUUACAAACUGGUGCAAAAGGUCUGCCCCGAUUAUAAUUACCAUAGUGAGACGCCCUAUUUGUCCUCUGGCUGAUGUAAUUCAGAUUCUCAGUAACUGUAGAAAUGCAGCACUGGUCAUAAAUAUGAGUUUCCUUUAAUCGUCUGCAGAGGACAGUGCUUCCCUAUCAGGUUAAAUAUGUCUUUAAAAAAAUUGUAGAUGUUUGUGCUGUUUCAUAAAUAUUCAGCCUGUUUAUGUAACAAUCCUUUUCGUUUAACACAAUUACAUUCUGGCUAUGUUGUUAAUAAUAAGAGAAAUAUCAGACAUUAGCAAAAUGUGGCAAGGAGGAACAAAAUUAUGCAUGUGCUAAACACUGAUCUGGAAAGCUAUCUUUAUUGAAGUAGGUUUAAAGGGCUGCUUUAGAUAGCAGAUGCAGCGAGAUAGUUUACUUGGUACAUACAGCACCUCACAUCCUGGGGUCCAAAUCCUGAUUGUAUUUUGUUAGCACCUACAGUUCCCAAACAACAAACUAUAAGAGGAAGACAACUGGGCCAGGCCUGCAAGCUCUCCACAUGCAAAACUCAAUAAUUUCAACAACUCUUCAAUUGAUGUCAAUAGGACUGUCACACACAGAGGAUUUGAUGAAUUGAGUCCUAAUAUUUAAAUAAAAUGCUAUUUCUAUUAAAGAAAUGAAAGAGAAUUGAAUUCCUACUCUGUGUUUCGGCAGUAAUGCAUAGUCACUGGAAUGGAAGAGCUGUUUCUUCAAAUUCUUACCUGUGAAAAUGCAGUGAUCCUUAGUCUGUUAGACCCACCAAGUAUACAGGUUUGGUGUACAUUUUUCCCUAUUGUGGUCACCAUUGUUUUGAUUUAUACUCGGAUGUUUACAUCUAUAUCGGUACUAGUUUUAAGGUGGUAAUAGAAUAUAUGUGUACCCUGGGAAAACAUGGUCCAUGUUCAAUAAGUCCCAGAAUAAAUAAGAGUGUGGUUUCCAUUUAAAGGAAAGUAUUUACCUUAACAUCUUGCUAUCCAGCGCAUCCUGAUUUAUUACCUUCCUGGAAAUGGAAAAGUAUCACAAGAGAAGGCCAAUACCCCAAUAACACAUGCUUUUCUUUUUCAUGAAACCCAGUUAAACUAGUUAGUAUCUUUUAAGAGAAGAAAACCACAAUCCCUGAAAAAUGAAAGGUCAACAAAAAUCUAGACACCACAUAUAAGAUUAUAAACCAAUGCCAUUAGUGCAGCACAUUUCAACAUAUGGCCAGAUCCUCAGCUGGUAUAAAUGUAUACCACCAGAGGAUCUGGCCCUGUAUGCUGCUUACAUAGGGACUGAUACUGUUCCCCUGAAGUCAAUGGCAAAAUCAGUUUCAACAGUUUAGGAUCAAGCAAAAAUGACAUUUGUAUUUUUUUUGUUAUUGUUUUUACCACCAUUGCUGAUUACCAAGACACGUGUGUAAAAAGAAGCAAACUUCUGCUUCUCUUUUCUGAUGUCACAGUUUAGUGUCUGAUGUCACAGCUCUUUGCCAAGGUUUGGAAAGGGAUUGGCUGGAAAGGAGAGAGCUGUUUGUUACAUAUGAACUGAUGAGCACUGACAGAAAGGUACAUGAAUAUAAGAAGUUUUGCUAAAGCAGCUGUGCUUCUGGACCAACAACUAGAUAGACUAUAUGUCAAAUCAGCAAGGAUGUCACUCACUAGAUUAUUUCUCUAUUCUUAUUGCAAAGCCUCAUACAGAAAAAUCCUUUGUUAAAGAAAAUCAUAGAAUCAUAGAAUAUCAGGGUUGGAAGGGACCCCAGAAGGUCAUCUAGUCCAACCCCCUGCUCGAAGCAGGACCAAUUCCCAGUUAAAUCAUC